Molecule: messenger RNA, 1593 nt
Organism: Eremothecium sinecaudum
Lineage: Eukaryota; Fungi; Ascomycota; Saccharomycetes; Saccharomycetales; Saccharomycetaceae
Gene: ALO1
Product: D-arabinono-1,4-lactone oxidase
Exons: 1
Coding region: 1-1593 (530 amino acids)
Cellular component (GO): mitochondrion; membrane
Molecular function (GO): FAD binding; D-arabinono-1,4-lactone oxidase activity
Source: RefSeq, a predicted model, not a curated record
AUGACUUCUACCUCAACUGCUGCCCCAAGUGGAGCAAGUUUAAACUAUGUGUUUAGAAACUGGGCCGGUAUUUAUUCCUGUAAACCGCAAUUAUAUUUUCAACCGAAGUCUAUCGAUGAGGUUGUCAAUAUUGUGAAAUUAGCUCAUGAACAAAAGAAAACAAUUGUUACAGUUGGCUCGGGGCACUCACCUAGUGAUAUGUGCCUUACAAACGAAUGGAUGAUGAACCUUGACAAUAUGGAUGAUGUAGUUGAAUUUAUUGAAUAUCCUGAAAAUUCUUAUGCAGAUGUCAAAGUACGUGCUGGUAUCCGUAUUUAUCAGUUGAAUGAUUAUUUGUCGAAGCGUGGUUAUGCGCUACAAAACCUUGGGUCAAUUUCUGACCAAAGUGUUGCUGGUAUUAUUAGCACAGGUACACAUGGAUCGUCGGCAUACCACGGCUUAGUGUCUUCACAGUAUGUGAAUUUAACUAUUGUCAAUGGUAAGGGUGAGGUUUUGUUUUUGGACUCAGAAAAUAAUCCUGAAGUUUUCCGUGCCGCAUUGUUGUCAUUGGGUAAAAUUGGUAUAAUUGUUGAAGCAACCAUUAGAGUUGUUCCUUCCUUCUGUAUUACGUCUACACAAGAAGUUGUGAAUUUUGAAACGCUUUUGGACAAGUGGGACACUAUUUGGACAUCUAGUGAAUUUAUUAGAUGUUGGUGGUAUCCGUAUGUUAGAAAAUGUGUGUUGUGGAGAGGGGUGAAAGGAAGUGAAACAAUUCACAAGCCUAGGAAGUCUUGGUGGGGUACAAGGGUAGGUCGUUUUAUAUACGAAUCGCUUCUUUGGAUUACUGUGAGAAUAUAUCCUUCCUUAACGCCAUAUGUUGAAAAAUUUGUCUUUAGCCGCCAAUAUGGUAAUGUGGAAACUUAUGGACAUGGAGAUUUGGCUACUCAAACCUCUAUCGAUGGUUUGAAUAUGGAUUGUUUAUUUUCUCAGUUUGUUGACGAAUGGGGCUGUCCUUUGGAUAAUGGUCCAGAAGUUCUCCGUUCACUUGACCACUCUAUUAGCCAAGCUGCACAAAAUAAGGAAUUCUUCGUUCAUGUUCCCAUUGAAGUCCGUUGCUCCAAUACUACACUCCCUACAGAACAUCUAGACUACAGUGAAAGAAAUGCUACAAGUCUCGGUCCAGUCUAUGGUAACCUGCUACGUCCAUAUCUUGACCCAACUCCUCAACAUUUACGGUACGCACCGCUAUCAGAUGUCACGAACUCUCAAUUAACCCUCUACAUUAACGCAACAAUUUACAGACCUUUCCAAGUCAACACUCCAAUCCACAAAUGGUUCAUAUUAUUUGAAGAUACACUUGGAGCUGCCGGAGGUAAGCCUCACUGGGCCAAGAAUUUCUUGGGUUCCACUUCUCUAGCAGCAGGACCUACCAAAGAAGAAAAGGAUUACGCCGAUUAUGAAAUGAGAGGCAUGGCUACGAAGAUAAACGAAUGGUAUGGAGAUGACUUGAAACAGUUCCAAAAGAUAAGAUCGGAACAGGACCCUCAUAAUGUCUUUCUAGCGAAUAAGGAUUGGGCUAUCCGUAACGGUAUCAUUCCUACAAAAGAAAACUAA